CAGCUGAGGCGGAAGGAGGCGGAGUGGAUGGCCGAGUACGACCGCGGCGUGCAGGCGCUGCUGAAGAUCGUCCAGCAUCACGAGAGUGAAACAGCGCAGUUAAAGGCGGAAGUGGAGAAGCUGCGAACUGCGGCGGCGGUUGUUCCGCCCUCGAUCACCAAGAUGACAAGGGCCACUCAGACAGAGAGUGCUAGGCCGGUAAGAGCCACGCCAAGAAGGAACAGUGUACGCUUCGCACCAAAUGAAGACUGUGCAGUAACAGAUAAAGAGGAAGUCGAUCCAAGAACGAAAAUCAAGAUCGCGCGCAUGCAGGUGAAUUCGACUCAGACAGAGGAAAUACCCGUUUUGGCAUCGUCUGCAAAGCUUCAACAGGACUUGGAAGACCGCAAUCGACUACUUCACGAGCGACUGACAUCGCAACAAAACAUGCUGGACCAGUUGCUACACACAAAGCUGACACAUGCAAACGCCAGCUCGGCGAAGCGUGAACGGGGUCCUGUACUAAACACACCAGCAGAUAUGUCCCAGCGUUCGCAUCCGCACAAACAAUGCGUGUGGACCAACUCGACCGUCGUGUACAACGUA
Molecule: messenger RNA, 585 nt
Organism: Phytophthora sojae
Lineage: Eukaryota; Oomycota; Peronosporomycetes; Peronosporales; Peronosporaceae
Exons: 3
Source: RefSeq, a predicted model, not a curated record